Tinamus guttatus (white-throated tinamou) is the source of this 811-nucleotide messenger RNA. Lineage: Eukaryota; Metazoa; Chordata; Aves; Tinamiformes; Tinamidae. The record is from RefSeq and is a predicted model, not a curated record.
AUGGAGCAGACGCAGCGGGUGACGGGCGACUCCGGAUCCAGCUGCAUUAUAAAGCGCUACUGUGAGAAGAGGUUCGUUCCCAAAUACCUGGCGACCAUCGGCAUCGACUACGGCGUCACGAAGGUGCAGAUCAGGGACCGGGAGAUCAAAGUGAACAUCUUCGACAUGGCCGGGCACCCGUUCUUCUACGAGGUGAGGAACGAGUUCUACAAGGACACACAGGGGGUCAUCCUGGUCUACGACGUGGGACAGAAGGAUUCCUUCGACGCGCUGGAUGCGUGGCUGGCCGAGAUGAAGCAGGAGCUGGGGCCCCACGGGAACAUGGAGAACGUCGUCUUCGUCGUCUGUGCCAACAAGAUCGACUGCACCAAGCACCGCAGCGUGGACGAGAGCGAGGGGCGGCUCUGGGCGGAAAGCCGGGGCUUUCUGUACUUUGAGACUUCAGCACAGACAGGAGAAGGGAUCAACGAGAUGUUCCAGACCUUCUACUCGGCCAUCGUGGACCUGUGCGACAACGGCGGGAAGCGGCCGCCGUCCAGCGUCGGCGUUGGCUUCACCAAGGAGCAGGCGGACGCCAUCCGCAGGAUCCGCAACAGCAAGGACAGCUGGGACAUGCUGGGCGUCAAACCCGGAGCCACAAGGGAUGAAGUGAACAAAGCCUACAGGAAGCUGGCCGUGCUGCUGCACCCCGACAAGUGCGUGGCGCCGGGCAGCGAGGACGCCUUCAAAGCGGUGGUGAACGCCCGCACCGCGCUCCUCAAGAACAUCAAGUAGGGCAGAGGAGCUGCCUGGAGCCCGACGCCUUCCCCUC